GUUGCUUCCUUUGAAGGUUCUUGCUUUUAGUUUUUUUGGGGGUUGUUUUAAUCUGCACACUGUCCAAAGACUGCUAGUUUCUUGAUUUUAGUUUAAAAAUCAAGUCCUUCUUUUUUCUUUUUCAAGAAAAGGGGUUAUCUUUUUAUGUGAUUCUUGAUUUUUAGAUCUUUUGGGUGUUUGAAGUUUUGGAGGCAUAUUUUGGUUUUAAAUUCUUCUACUUUUAUUAGGAAGUUAAAGGAAGAAGCGUUGCUUAUGAGGGUUCAAGUGUUUGCUAGGAUCAAAUAUUCAUAUUGUAACAUGAGAAGAUAGUAUUGACUUUUUGAGUGAUGGGGGCAGAGUUGUUAUUUGCAAGUAAUUUGUAGGAUCAAAGGGUUGAGUUGAGGAUGAGGCAUUCAGGGAUAAUCUGAUUGAGAAUUUUGCAACCAUGAGUUGCAGUGAGAAGAGUAGAGAAAGAGAAGAGGAAGAAACUCCUGUUGGUAGUGUACAGAAAUACGUUGAAGGCGUAUCACGAAAUGGAUCAUCAGUAGUACCCUCAAAUCAAUUAUCUAUUGAUGAGAGAGUGUUGGUGGAUCCAAAACAACUCUUUAUUGGAACCAAAAUUGGUGAGGGGGCUCAUGGAAAAGUUUAUGAAGGAAGGUAUGGUGAUCAAAUUGUUGCGAUAAAAGUUCUAAAUGGCGGUAAAACCUCGGAAGAAAGAGCUUCACUUGGAAGCCGUUUUGUUCGGGAAGUUGUUAUGAUGUCAAGAGUAAAACAUGAGAAUCUUGUAAAAUUUAUUGGAGCUUGCAAGGAUCCUUUGAUGGUUAUAGUGACAGAGCUGCUUCCUGGAAUGUCCCUUCGGAAGUACUUAGUCAGCAUUCGUCCAGAAGUGCUUGAUCUUCAUGUCGCCUUAAGUUAUGCGCUUGACAUUGCUCGGGCCAUGGAAUGUUUACAUGCCAAUGGCAUUAUACAUAGAGAUCUAAAACCUGACAAUUUGUUGCUCACGGCCAAUCAGAAGUCUGUGAAGCUUGCAGAUUUUGGGCUAGCUAGGGAAGAGACCCUCACUGAGAUGAUGACGGCAGAAACUGGGACAUACCGGUGGAUGGCACCUGAGGUUUGUAUCUAAUUUAGCCACUUGUUA
Molecule: messenger RNA, 1117 nt
Organism: Nicotiana attenuata
Lineage: Eukaryota; Viridiplantae; Streptophyta; Magnoliopsida; Solanales; Solanaceae
Product: serine/threonine-protein kinase HT1-like
Exons: 4
Coding region: 425-1102 (225 amino acids)
Biological process (GO): protein phosphorylation
Molecular function (GO): protein kinase activity; ATP binding
Source: RefSeq, a predicted model, not a curated record